Molecule: messenger RNA, 1593 nt
Organism: Ictidomys tridecemlineatus (thirteen-lined ground squirrel)
Lineage: Eukaryota; Metazoa; Chordata; Mammalia; Rodentia; Sciuridae
Source: RefSeq, a predicted model, not a curated record
UCGCCCUCCCAUCCUCCUAGCACCUCCAAGCGAAUCCCAUUGCUGAAGGACUUUUCCAGGAAGCAGGGGUCUCAGUGCCUGGAAUGGGGCACCGGCCACUAGCGCCACCCUACCUUCCCAUGCUGUAGCCGGCAGACGCAAGAUGCCCAACCAGGGGCCCGGCAGCCGCGACGGCGGCCACUCGCGUUGCCCUAGCCAUGGGGUUUGGGAACCGUGGAUGGUUGGAGCCUUCUCGGGAGCCCCAGCUCCCACCGGGUCCGUGGGCCACCCCUGGCAGCGGUGACCAUGGGGCUGCACGACACACGCGGGUCCCGACCACACCCGCGCAGCGGUCCAGGGUAGAGGAAGCCUGAGCAGGGACUGAGGGUAGAGAGCAGUAGCCUAUAAGGUGCCCUCAGUGGAUUGAGCCCAGCCUCCCCACUCCGGUUCAUCCUGAGAGGCUAAGUGAAGCCAGCUCAUGGUUCAGUCACCAGGGUAUCCCCGAGUGUUCAGAACUUACCGAGCGAUCCUGCCGCCAGGAUCUUCCCCUGGAGGCACCCGCAGCAUCUGCGAUUCAGGGAGGCGCAGGAGCCGGCACUGCCUAGGACCAGUGUGGCCAGGGAGCCAGGGCAUAGGCGGGUGUGCGGGCGGUGUCCCCAAGGCAGGCAGAUCCCCACUGGAGCUGCUCGCCAGGGCAGCGCUUCUGGAAGGAAAGAGGGAGGGAGUCGAGAGGGAGGAGGAAAGAAGAUCUGGAGGGAAGAGAGUGGAAGGCGGGAGCGAGGGACGGGACGGAGGGCCCUCUCCCGCACUUAUCAAUCACCCCCGAAGAUCAAAUGUCCCCGCUGUGCACCCAGGAGGGGGAUGUACCAGCCCACAAAGAAGCCGCUGCUCCAUUUCUCUGACAAGCGCUGUGGAGCGCCGCUCACGCCUCUCGGCCCCUCUCGCCUGGAACUCUGCCCAGCUCUUGCAGCUUCUACCAUGGGCUGCAGCUUGGACUCGGCCAAGUGAAAUAAGGAUGGCACUCAGUCAGUUCCACUUCCAAGGGGAAACUAAGACCACUGGGUGGAAGUUAUGGACAAGUAAAAGAGCAGAAAGAACAGCCAGCCGUCCAAGCUGGACACCCUCCGGACGGCUGCCUCUCGUAACUAGGCCAUUCACCCUCCGAGUAUGGCUAUUACUGCUUGAGACUUGGUUGCUAAAUUCAAUUCAGAAGUCUUCAGUGGAAAUUUGCUUCCUGGAGCUGGAAGACUGUAAAUGGGACUGGCCAUGGGGAAGCUUCCAGCAGAUUCCCUGUAAAAUUUCAUUGAUCAGAAAUACAUCAUUUGCCCAUGCCUAAACCAGUCAUUGACCAAGAAUAUAACCAACUAUUUUUGGCUUAAAGAUCAAUCAAAAUUUACCACUUAAGUCACUUGGAGGAGGAUAAAUAAAACUUUGGCUGUACCAGAAAGAAAGAAAGAAGAGGCAUGGUCAUUGGGAAGGAAACCACCAGUAUUUACCACAGUAUCCAGGAUGAAACCAAAUUGGAGCAAAUUAGGAGAUAUUAUUCAAACACUAAACAUCAAAAUAAAAAUAAAAUUCAAUUAGUAUUUGUACCAGCUGCAUUAAUGUACAUUA